This is a messenger RNA of Pollicipes pollicipes, 1525 nucleotides long. RefSeq names its product endoribonuclease LACTB2. The transcript is spliced from 7 exons. The record is from RefSeq and is a predicted model, not a curated record. The coding region runs from base 41 to 964 and encodes 307 amino acids. Lineage: Eukaryota; Metazoa; Arthropoda; Thecostraca; Pollicipedomorpha; Pollicipedidae.
GCUCUCUUGACAUCUAGACGGUACAUCAAACUGCCAGGCGAUGUUGAUGCGCGCCGUGUUCAAGACGUUCGGCUGGCUCCAGAGCUGGCGCCUGCAGCCGGGCCUGACACCGCUGCCGGGCGUCGCUCAGCUCUCUGACGCCGUCACCCGCGUGCUCGCCUGCAACCCCAGUCCGAUGACGCUGCAGGGAACCAACACCUACCUGGUCGGCACAGGCAGACGGCGGAUCCUCGUGGACACGGGCAGCGCGUCGGUGCCGGAGUACGUGGAUCGGCUCGAGCGGGUGCUUCGCGAGGCGGACGCCGAACUGCAGGAGGUCGUGCUCACCCACUGGCACCCGGACCAUGUGGGCGGGCUGGCCGACAUCCGGCGCCGGCUCGGAGACGUGCCGGCUCGCAAGUUCCCGCGCCCGGAGGCGGCGGAAACGCCCGGUGUGACGCUGCUCAGUGAUGGCGACGUCAUCAGCACAGAGGGCGCCACGCUCCGUGUGGUGCACACGCCCGGCCACUGCACGGACCACGUGGUGCUGAUGAUGAGCGAGGGCGGCGUCCUGUUCAGCGGCGACUGUGUCCUUGGCGAGACGACGGCGGUGUUCGAGGACCUGGCCGACUACAUGGCCUCGCUGCAGCGGCUGCUGGAGAUGGCGCCCCGCGUCAUCUACCCCGGCCACGGACCUGUCGUGGAGAAUCCGGUGGAGAAGAUCCAGCACUAUAUCGACCACCGACUGGAGCGGGAGCGUCAGCUCGUGGCGGCGCUCCGAGCCUCUGACCCCGACGCUCGCACCGUUGCUGAGCUGGUGACGACCGUGUACACGGACAUCCCCUUCUACAUGCGACGUCCCGCGUCCGUGAACGUCAAACACCAUCUCGACAAACUGGUCAAAGAUGGCGCUGUCGCUGUGUCCGAGGGCGAAAGAUACUCGCUGGUCAAAGACGGGGAGUGUUCUGCAGGGGAAAGUGGUUGAUGACAUCAAGGUGAUGCUGGGGUAAGGUGCGCUGGCCGAACAUACUCAUCCAUCUAUCAUGGCCGCCGAAGUGGUAAGGUGGCCACUGGCCAUGGGCGAAACGUGUCAGCACCCGCCAAACGGGUGCGCGGUCUCGCCCAGCACAUGGCAGUCACGCUAGGGAUGGCUGGCGCGCGGCCUCGCCCAGCAGGUGGUAGUCACGCUGGGGACGGCCGGCCCGCGGUCUCGCCCAGCACACGGUAGUCAUGCUGGGGACGGCUGGCGCGCGGUCUCGCUCAGCACAUGGUAGUCACGCUGGGGACGGCCGGCGCGCGGUCUCGCCCAGCACCUGGUAGUCACGCUGGGGACGGCUGGCGCGCGGUCCUGCCCAGCACAUAAUAGUUAUGCUGCGUAAGGGCUGGCUGGUACCUACACGCUGCUCAGCUCGUGUUCUGCUGAGCUCGGCCGCUGCUCAGCUCGUGUCCUGCUGAGCUCGGUCGCUGCCCAGCUCGUGUCCUGCUGAGCUCGGCCGCUGCUCAGCUCGUGUCCUGCUGAGCUCGGCCGCUGCUCAGCUCGUGUCCU